AUGGCCAAAUCACCCUAUCCACCAAUUCCACUCUUUAAUCUUACCGAAGCCUUUGUGAUAAACUCAACAAAUCAUCUCUAUGUUCCAUUCGAAUCUACCACUUUAUCCAUUGUAGACACUGUCAUCAUGUCAAUAUUCAUUUUAGCUCAUAUCGUUGCCAUCAUUUUGGCGUUUACCUUUCUCAGAGUUGGAUACUUGAUGAAAAAACAAAAAGAAGAAGUGCAAGUAGUAUUGAAGAAUGUUCAAUCGACAAAGGAACAAUUUUCACCAAAUCGACAAUCAACGAAACAUGUUUCACAUUCGACAGCAAAUAUUGGAACACCGACUGUGAAUCAUCAGGAGAGUAGUGAUGUUUUGGGAAAUGGUAGUACUACUACUGUUGAAUUAUUGGAAGUGAAUAAUGUUAGUGGUAUAAGCCUGUCACCUGCCGUGAAUGGUAAUCAUUUGGAUAGUGGAAGUUUGCAAAUUAAUAGAAAUAAUAGAACAAUGUCGAAUUCUAGUGAUGUGCAGAAUUCAUCAACUUCAUUCUCUACUACACCUGGAUCUGUUUUGUUGAAUGUUGGUGAAGAAGUUCAUAAUAAGGAUAAUGUUUCAGUUUCGUCCAAUACAAAAAUAAGACAUUCCACCAGAUUGGCAGUAAGCCAACAUGCAAAUCAUCAUCAAAUGGAUAGCGAUGGAAUGUCAAAGAAUCAGAGGAUUUUAUUCAUUCUUUUACUCUUCUUACUCUUCUUUCAAAUGACAAGUUUACUUUUAUUGAUUAUUCACCAUGCAUUGAAUUUCAGUGGACACGCUAUGAUUGAUGAUUAUAUUUUAAAAAGGAAUAAUGAUAUUGCUUCGGGAAUCAUUAGUGAAUCAUCUCCUAUUGAGCUGGUUCCUAGUAGGGAGUUUAGAAUUGCAGACAGAUUUGUUGGAAUGUUUCAGGCGAUUGUUGGAGCUUCAUGUUAUUUGAUUAUCCUGUACAUUUUAUGUUUUAUUGAAACAGUUUUCAUCCAGACGGUUCAGAAAACUGGAACCAUGUCAAAGAAGACUGCAAAGAUUAUUACCACUAUUUCUGUAAUUGUUACCAUUAUUACAACCUCUUUAAUCUUUGUGAGUAUUGUAUCCUCCUGUGUCAUGAUUCUCCUCGUAAAAUCAGGAGUUAUUACGGAUGAUGAGCUUUCUGCCAGUUUACCAGGAGCUGCCUUAUUCAUUUUCCAAGUUGUCUUUCACAACGUCAUUUUCAACGUUGUUGGAUUUAAGGUACUGAGAACGAUUCGUCAAUAUUCUUCCAAGCUCAACAGACAAUCCAGUGAACGACCAUUCUAUAGAGUUAUUAUUUUACAGAUAGGAUUGACCAUUUUUACAAUCAUUCACUUGUUGGGAGCUGUUUGCUUGGCUCUGUAUCCUUCAUGGGAAUUUUUCGAUGCAAUUUCAUUUGCAUUUUCUUCAAUCGCAAUUCUAGGAUAUACCACAAUAAUAUUCUUCCUCUAUAGACCAUUAUUUAAGGAUGCUAGAAUUCAAGCUAGGGAAAUGAAGAAACUCAUAUCAGAAACUCAACAUGACUAAUGUCAAGAAGUGUAUUCUUGAUACUAUAAUAUUAAAUCUUUUAAUAUUCAUUUAGG
Molecule: messenger RNA, 1601 nt
Organism: Naegleria gruberi
Lineage: Eukaryota; Heterolobosea; Eutetramitea; Acrasida; Naegleriidae
Exons: 2
Coding region: 1-1545 (514 amino acids)
Source: RefSeq, a predicted model, not a curated record